Molecule: messenger RNA, 6225 nt
Organism: Podarcis raffonei (Aeolian wall lizard)
Lineage: Eukaryota; Metazoa; Chordata; Lepidosauria; Squamata; Lacertidae
Product: potassium voltage-gated channel subfamily A member 1
Exons: 2
Coding region: 1226-2707 (493 amino acids)
Biological process (GO): protein homooligomerization; potassium ion transmembrane transport
Cellular component (GO): paranode region of axon; dendrite; neuronal cell body
Molecular function (GO): protein binding; delayed rectifier potassium channel activity
Source: RefSeq, a predicted model, not a curated record
CGCCUUGGCCAGUGUCCGCCUGAGCCGCGUCCGGGACGGGCGAGCGAGGAGAGGCAGCCGGCUGCCGAGGCCCCCGGAUCCCGCUGGGCUUGGAGAGAAGAAGGGGACCCCCCGCACCACCCCCACCACCCGGUCCCUCCUCCUCUUCCUCCUCCUCCUGCUCCUCCCCCUCCUCCCCUCGCCCACCCCCUCGAUGCGCUGCCUGCCCGUGCCUCCUCCUGAACUGCCAGCCUCCUCUCGCUGCAGCCCAAUGAAUAUUUCGCUGUAUGAAUAUUUCACCAUCUCGCAGGCGGCUCUGUAAAGCGAUCCGUAGAUUCUCCCCGAGAGGGAGCAGGAGGAGGAGGCGGCGGCGGCGGCGAGUGUGCGCCGCUGCGCCUUGGAUGCUGAUCCUGCUGCAACUGCAAGGCGAAGAAGCGCCUUGACGCAUUCCGGCCGGGGCUCGCUCGCUCCUCGCCUGCGCUGCUGCUGCUGCUGCUGCUGCUGCUGCAACGGCCCCCGCCGGCCUCCCCGCGGCAGUAUCUACCAGUUGCCUCGAAGUGAGCUUUAUUCCUUAAAAACGUAAAAUAAAAACAAAGAGGAAGGGGCCAUUCCAGAGCAAAGUGGGAAGUCCGCGGAUAUUGCUGAGUCGGCAUUUCAAGCAGUCUCCUUCCAGUCACCGGUCUUAUUUAUUUAUUUUAUUGAGGGGAAGUGUGUGACAGCAGCCGCAAUACAGCAGCAGCAGCAGCAGCAUGGUCACAUCCUGGAGAAAAACAAAAGGACUGCAUUAAAAGACAGAAGGAAACUGCUCCGAAGGGACCCCCGUCUCGCUGUGUUGCAUGUGUGUUAAGAGACCCCAGCCAGCCCUUUGUCCUUUGAUGAAGCUGGAGACUCUCUCUCCCUUUUUUCUUCCCACCCUCCCCAGUGACCAGCGCCCUAUAGGUCUUUUCCCCGCCUAGCCUGGAUGCCAUUCAACCUACCCCUGUUCCCUUAUCCUUGAGCUUCCCAUCCCUAAUCCCCAUUCUCCAUCCUGUUUUCCUGCACUGGGAGCUGUCCACACCAAGGGCCUCACCUCUCCUUAGCUCUUCUCCAUGCUGUGAUUCUACAUCUAUAUCCAGUAUCGGUCUCCUCUGAAGUCCUCAACUCUUCACUCUCCUUCAGCUCUGGCGGCUUCUGAUCCCAGAACUCUUCUCCUUCUGCAUCCCAUCACGUCUUCUAGUGAGUCUGUCCUUCCCACCCCGUAGCUGCCAUGACGGUGAUGGCCGGGGACAAUAUGGACGAGACCUCUGCUUUGCCAGGUCACCCCCAGGACAGUUAUCGACCUGGGGCCCACGAUGACCACGAAUGUUGUGAGAGGGUUGUGAUCAACAUUGCUGGCCUGAGAUUUGAGACGCAGUUGAAGACCCUUGCUCAGUUUCCCAACACUUUGCUGGGAAAUCCCAAGAAACGCAUGCGAUACUUUGACCCCCUGAGGAACGAAUAUUUCUUUGAUCGGAACCGGCCCAGCUUUGAUGCCAUCCUCUAUUACUACCAGUCUGGAGGGCGGCUUCGCAGGCCUGUUAACGUGCCUCUAGACAUGUUCUCGGAGGAGAUAAAGUUUUAUGAACUGGGAGAGGAGGCCAUGGAGAAGUUCCGGGAAGAUGAAGGUUUCAUCAAGGAGGAAGAGAGGCCGCUGCCUGAGAAGGAGUACCAGCGGCAAGUGUGGCUGCUCUUUGAAUACCCCGAGAGCUCUGGGCCAGCUCGGAUCAUUGCAAUAGUCUCCGUCAUGGUGAUCCUCAUCUCUAUAGUGAUCUUUUGCCUGGAAACUUUGCCAGCGUUGAAAGAGGACAGGGAGUAUAUGGGACCCCGAAACCACAGCGACAACUCAACAGUCUAUUACAAGUCCAAUAUCUUUACUGACCCCUUCUUCGUGGUGGAGACUCUGUGCAUCAUAUGGUUUUCUUUUGAAUUGGUGGUGCGCUUUUUUGCCUGUCCCAGCAAAGCCGAGUUCUUCAAGAACAUCAUGAACUUCAUUGACAUAGUAGCCAUCAUCCCCUACUUCAUCACUCUGGGUACAGAGAUGGCUGAGCAGGAGGGGCCUCAAAAGGGAGAGCAGGCCACUUCUCUGGCUAUCCUGAGAGUCAUCAGACUGGUAAGAGUCUUUAGAAUCUUCAAACUCUCCAGACAUUCUAAGGGCCUCCAGAUUUUGGGACAGACCCUCAAAGCGAGUAUGAGGGAGUUAGGGUUACUAAUCUUUUUCCUCUUCAUUGGGGUGAUUUUGUUCUCCAGUGCGGUGUAUUUUGCUGAAGCUGAGGAACCUGGCACCUAUUUCGACAGCAUCCCCGAUGCUUUCUGGUGGGCAGUGGUAUCCAUGACCACUGUAGGAUAUGGUGACAUGUACCCUGUGACAAUUGGAGGCAAAAUCGUGGGCUCCUUGUGUGCCAUUGCUGGUGUGCUGACAAUUGCCCUGCCUGUACCUGUCAUUGUGUCCAACUUCAACUACUUCUACCACCGAGAAACAGAAGGGGAAGAACAGGCUCAGUUACUUAAAGUUAGCUCUCCUAAUUUAGCAUCUGACAGUGAUCUGAGUCGCCGUAGCUCCUCCACAAUCAGCAAAUCUGAGUACAUGGAAAUUGAAGAGGAUAUGAAUAAUAGCAUAGACAAUUUUAGAGAGGCUAACCUCAGAACUGGCAACUACACCAUAGCCAACCAAAACUGUGUUAAUAAAAGCAAGCUGCUGACUGAUGUUUAAGAACAUGUAGAAAAGAGAAACAUUGGCAGCUUGAAGACUUUAAGUGACCAGCAGUCACACUUUGUAGAUGCUUUACUCUUCGAAUGCUUUACCUCGUAAAUGCAUUGUUGCAUUGCGAAUUUUUGCUCAGCGAUUCAAUAAGCUUUCAGGAUCCAUGAAAGAAUUUCACUUUUCCUUUUGUUUUCUUUUAAAAGGGUAUUUUCCAAGUGGUGGAAAUGGUUACUAAAGCUCUUUGGACUAGCCUAGUUAUAAAUAGAAAUUGUAUGCUUCUAGCCCUAGACAUUUCCCCAUAACUUUUAAGUUUCCAACCGUUUUAAAAAUCAGCUCAAGAGGACUCUAAAAAAAAUACUUAAAAUAUGCAUGGAUUCAAGGAAACGUUUCUACAAAACUGCACAGUGCAUCCAAGAAAAUGCAUCCGAAUAAUAUUCAGCAGUAAUGUGCAGUAAGUAUUUGUCAUUCUUUAGACUGACCGACAUAUACAUUUCCUUCCUUUGUGAAAAGUUUUGUAGUUCUGAUCUACAGAUUCACACACAGCACCUUAUGAAAAUAUGCCAGGUUUUUUUUUUGGUUUUUUUUUUUGCUGUAUACACUAUUAAAAUCGAAGAAUUAUUCUGUGUGUUGGGGGGAAGAUGGAACAUCUGCAAUGCUGCUAAGGUCUCUUAAGUGCAGAUGGUUUCAACAUACUUCUUUCCCUUCUUCAGAAAUGGAUGCAAAACUUUUUAGCCCCUUUGUUGCAAGAUAGCACAAUAGAAUUUAAUAUAAGCAUGUUUGACUUUGAUACUAUCUAUUUUAUAACUGCAUGCCUGGAACAUUACCUCAGAUGAUAGGGGAUAAGGUUUUGUUUGAAUUGAUCUUCUUUAAAAUAGGCCCUUUUUUGUUUCAAUUUGCAUUCACCAAAGUGCACUCCUUUUUAUUUGUUAAGUAUCUGAUUAGUAACUUAAAAGUACUGUAUUUAAGUGCAUAUGUUAGUCAAAUGGGAACAAUAACUUUUGGAGAUCAAAGCAUGUUUCAAAUAUUCAGCAUUAUGGCCUAUUUGACUAAGGUGUAACUCAACAUUAAUUAAUGCAUGGUUUCAGUAAUAAAUACAAAAAAAAAAAAGCUUGUUAGGAUGAAGGCCAGGAAGAGAAUACUAGAGAGACUUGUUGUUUUCCUGCAUUGCUCAGGGAAAUGAGUUGGCUUCUGUCCGGGCCUUAAUAGAAAGUAACAUAUCCCAUCCCUUAAAGGGAAAGCUAUAUGGAAAAUUAAGUCCAGUUUAUAUAUAGCAAUGUCUAAAUAUUCUGUAUCUCCUAGAGCAGAAAAAGGUGCAGAAGCAUGCCUUUUGGUGCAUUCUUAGAAUGUAAAAUGAAACUUAUCGAUUAUAUGCAUCCAAAUUGCAGCCCAGUUAUUUUCGCAGUCAUUGUUUGAACCUUAGAGACUUUUGUAUUCCCCUAGGACUUGCUGAAGAGACUCAACCAAUUGAUUUUAGAUAGUUGCUUAGUGCCUUUAUCCUUACAGCCACUGGACUGCUGAAAGUGCCUCUAUGAAAAGAGCUGAACCUGAGUAGGCAUGGAUGAGUCAAUUGGGACAAUAGCAGGAUUCGACCAUGCCAAAUGCAGGCACAGCAGAAAAAGCCAGGGAGAGAGACAGUGUGUAAAGCAGAGAGGCAGAAGAAGAGGGCAAAGACUACCAGCACUCUUGCAGACCUAAUUCCCUCCUGUACUCUGCACCCUGCAGCUGAGUGACAUUGCAACCUAACAUUUGCCUUUGACAAAUGCUACUCCCGCAAGACCCAGUCUUCCCCCAGUCUGUUUAUAGAGACUUCGCUGCACUCUGUGUUCGUUUUGUUCGUUUUUCGUAUUGGCCCAUUCUUCCCCUGGUUUGGACUUUGGCAGCCUGGCACCCUACACUAGAGGAAGUAAGGGCCAUCCUUUGCAGUAGCCUUAGCUAUGCAAGGAGCAGGUUGGAUGGAGGCACGUUGAAUCUGUACACUUGCUCCUCUUAGAGGCUUCUGCUUUUCCAACGGAGCUCUCAUCCUUUCCACCCAAAUUCUCUUGGAUUUUAAAAUUUGACUCGCCUGAAGCUUCCCCAUCCAUUGUAACAACUCUCCUUCUGUUGUGUUUGUUGAAGGUUGCAGCAUUUUCUGAGAAGGCAUUUUCUGCAAUUAUGCAAGUCUUGAAGCUAUAGUCCAUAGAAAUCAAUAAGUCCAUUUUUUAUUUUUUUUACUGAUAUAGGCACUAAUCUCUUUCCUUUUUUUUUACUGUUCCCUUCUAAAAGUCAAAGUUGAGGCUCUUUCUCCCAUGCUUAGCAUGUGGCCUUAUACACUGAACCCUCUUUUCCAUUACGUAGAUCCCAGGCCUCCAUUCUAUUCUCAGUAUUCUAUUUCUCAGCAGCUACAGAUAUCUAGCAUUUACAUUGGAAAAGGAGCAUUAAUUCUGCAGCUUUGCCCAAACCUGGUAUGUCAGGUAGACAGAAAGAUGCAACUUUGUGACUUGUUUGGUUCAAAAUGGUAGGAAGAACAGAAGGACCUCUUAAAUACUUGACUGCAGCAUAUUCAGAAAAAAAUAUAUUGUAGUUGAUGGGAAGUUCUACCUUAUUUUCCAUUCUCAGUAUCCAGUUUCUCCCCAAUUUAGUCACAGUUUCCCCUGCUAGAGUGCUAGAUUUGGUGGUCUACCUUGAUUCCUCCAAUCUCCUAAAUUUAGGGAAGGUCUCCGCCUGUUAAACUGACUUUGAACCUUGUGUGUAGUUAUCUCAGCAAUAAACAGCUCAGUGCCGUAUGGGGUCUUUGAUCAGGAAGUGCUACCUGAGAGAGGAUGAGGCCUCAGUUGGGCAGCUUGGUGAGUUUCUGUGUUGACUGGCUGGGUUAUCCUCACCUUAGUUUAUCUGCUGGACUGAUCCUUAUUCUGCAUGUUUAAGAGAAAGUAUGCAUGCCAUGCAGCGGUUUGGUUUAUGGCUUCCCCCUUUUGCUUUUGGCAGGGAUAGGUGAUCUUUAGGGCUUGUGGGGUGGCUUGGGGAAUAUGAUUGUCGCUUACUCAUUUAUAACAAAGGGACUGGGUAAAUAUGGAGUGCAGGGAAUAACUUCAUGUAGCAUAGGCAUGCAUUUCUUCCAGCAAGGUUUCUCCUCCCCUUAGAAUCAGACUCAUUCCUUUGCACUAAUACGUGCUGAAAUGCGUUUGUAGGUCUGAAGGUGCACUAAACUACUGCCUGAUUCUUAAUACACCUUUUUGUUUUUGAUUUUCUUUUCUGCCAUAUUUUGUUUUGGUGACUGAUGGUUUCUCAAAAGUGAGUGGCUGUAGCUUGCCCCCAGUAGGAGUGAUCUGAAAAUGGACACGGCGAAUCAUGGAUUUGCUGGCAUUUGGUUACUGCAGUGCUGUAGCAAUGUCUCUCCAUCCAUUGGUGUGGACUCAUGGUUUGCGAUGUUGUGCUGACACAGUCCUUGGCUGUUCAGUAUUUAUUUGCUGAUUCAUCAAGGGUGCGAAUCAGGCUGUAGGCUUAGCAGGUUUAAUUCAAGGAAGGGCAAGGGCAAAGUUUCCAAAGGCCUA